Molecule: messenger RNA, 6665 nt
Organism: Oncorhynchus kisutch (coho salmon)
Lineage: Eukaryota; Metazoa; Chordata; Actinopteri; Salmoniformes; Salmonidae
Product: transcription initiation factor IIA subunit 1-like
Exons: 12
Coding region: 223-1539 (438 amino acids)
Biological process (GO): transcription by RNA polymerase II; transcription initiation at RNA polymerase II promoter
Cellular component (GO): transcription factor TFIIA complex
Source: RefSeq, a predicted model, not a curated record
CGCAGCUCCACGCUCGGUAUAUAAAGGAGGACAACCGCGGGUGAAGGACGGCUGGGAAGGCAGAGUCCGUGUUUGUAAAUAAGACCGUUAAAAUCUGUGUUUUAUUUACAAAAGUUAUGCCGGCUAUUUUUAAGUGUCGUACCCAGUUGUUUUAGAUCGUUUUUUAAUUUAUUUUUUUGCUGUUAUUCCUCGCUUGAUUUGUGUGGUUUUACACUACGCGUAAUGGCGAGCUCGGCUAACUCGAAUCAAGUGCCUAAACUGUACAGGUCUGUGAUUGAAGAUGUUAUCAACGAGGUCCGGGAGCUCUUCCUGGAUGAGGGGGUGGACGAGCAGGUCCUCAUGGAACUCAAAACGCUGUGGGAGAACAAGCUAAUGCAGAGUAAGGCAGUGGAGGGCUUCAAUACAGAGGAGCAGGCUGCUCUCCAGGCAGCAGCCCAGCAGCAGGCACAACAGGCCCAGCAGGCCACCCAGCAAGCCCAGACACAGCAGGUCCUCCUGCCCCCGCAGCAGCAAGUGACGAGCUGGCAAUCGACCCGGCCUACUGUCACCAGCGCACCCCAGCAGCAAGUCAUUGUGCAGGAUCCUAAAAUUCUGCAGCAUAUGAGUGCAACAGGGAUGAAUGCAGCAACCACAGCAGCAACCUUGGCCUUACCAACAGGAAUCAGUCCCUACCAACAACUCAUCACUAGCCAAGGCGGCAAUUUGCCCCAGACUAUAUAUCUUAAAACAGUGGACGGUCAGAUCCUCCAGGUGCUGCGUGCGGCUAACGGGACCCAGUACAUUAUCCAGCCUCAGCAGCAGAUGGUCCUUCAGCAGCAGGUCCUUCCUCAGAUGCAGCCUGGCGGUGGGCAGGCCCCCGUCAUACAGCAGGUACGCCCCAUCACACAGGUACUGGCUCCUCUCCAGGGAGGACUCCCCCAGGUGCUGGCUCCUCUACAGGGAGGCCUCCCCCAGCAGACAGGAGUCAUCAUCCAGCCUCAACAGGUCAUCCUCACUGGGAACAACGUCCAGCAGAAUGCACAGGUAAUGCAGAUGACAGGCCAGCCCGGUCAGGUGCAGCAGAUCCAGCAGCAGGUCCAACAAGUUCAACAGGUCCAGGGCGGAGCUGCACCAGGAGGCCCACAGCAACAGCAGCAGAUCCAGCAGCAGGUCCAACAAGUACAACAGGUCCAGGGCGGAGCUGCACCAGGAGUCCCACAGCAACAGCAGCAGCCUCCUAUGAUGCUGCAGGUGGACGGAGCAGGGGACACGUCCUCAGAGGAUGAAGAUGAGGAGGAAGAGUAUGACGAGGAGGAAGAUGAAGAAAAGGAAAAAGAUGGCGAGGACGGCCAGGUGGAGGAGGAGCCUCUGAAUAGUGAAGAUGAUGUGAGUGACGAGGAGGACCAAGAACUGUUUGAUACAGAGAAUGUGGUGGUGUGCCAGUAUGACAAGAUACACAGAAGUAAGAACAAAUGGAAGUUCCACCUGAAGGAUGGGAUCAUGAACCUGAACGGCCGAGACUACGUCUUCUCCAAAGCCAUCGGGGACGCAGAGUGGUAAAACACCCAGCACAAAGAAUGCGUCCCAAAUAGCACUCUAUUACCUAUAUAGUGCACUACAUAGGGAAUAGGGUGCCAUUUGGAAUACAGGAAAAGGAACACACAACAACAACAACAACACCACGAAGGAACUCUGGAACUUUCUGUCAAGUUAGAGAAAGAGACUCGUCAAUAACUAUGACCCAGGGAAUCAUAUUUCAGCCAGAGGACCUGGGAUGGGCUGGUUUGGGAAGGAUAUAAACGUAACACACCACCCAAUGGUAUAUCUGUAUUAACACCCAAUACCCUACAAGCCUCCCAAGACAAGACACUGAGGAUUCCAUGCAGCACGGCCGAGGGAUCAAAGGAGAAAUCUUCUUAGUUUCUUUGUUUGACUGAAUUCACCUCCAUUUUGACCUGACUGUUUUCUCCCACUUCUAGUGGACCAGAUAUAACCACUGACUUGAGUUGACCCACCCUAAACACUUUAUGCCAAUAGGUUUGAAUCCAGGUCAAAGGUCAGAUAAAAUAUCCAGUGAUUGGACAGGGAGUCUUUCGAUCCCAGUUGUGUGCCUAGUGAUUGGCCAGGAAACACAUCAGUCAAUCCCAGUUUUUUUCAGUGACUGGGCACCACACAGUGAAGUUGACACCAGUGUAUUGAGUUGAGAUGGCUGUUUGAAAAAGGUUGACGUUAAUUAUCUUCAUCUGCUUGUAGAUCUGGGUCCAUGUCAUUGAUAUGAUAUUCCUGCCACAUGUUCUGAUGGUCCAUACUAAAAGUGCCCUCCUGUUUAUCUAGUUGAUAGUGAUAUCCACUGUGUUCAGCAGUCGAGCUCCCCUCCUGUUUAUCUAGUUGAUAGUGAUAGCCACUGUGUUCAGCAGUCCAGCUCCCCUCCUGUUUAUCUAGUUGAUAGUGAUAUCCACUGUGUUCAGCAGUCCAGCUCCCCUCCUGUUUAUCUAGUUGAUAGUGAUAGCCACUGUGUUCAGCAGUCCAGCUCCCCUCCUGUUUAUCUAGUUGAUAGUGAUAUCCACUGUGUUCAGCAGUCCAGCUCCCCUCCUGUUUAUCUAGUUGAUAGUGAUAUCCACUGUGUUCAGCAGUCCAGCUCCCCUCCUGUUUAUCUAGUUGAUAGUGAUAGCCACUGUGUUCAGCAGUCCAGCUCCCCUCCUGUUUAUCUAGUUGAUAGUGAUAGCCACUGUGUUCAGCAGUCCAGCUCCCCUCCUGUCUCUGUUUUAAUAUUGUUUUAUCACGAUGAAGAACGAACACUAAAGGCAAAAGGAUGUUUUUAUUUUCUCUUGAGAGUGCCGAGUCUAUAUGUCUCUGAUUUCAAUCUGUCUGCUUCAUGCCCUAAUCCUGAAUCAUCCUAUUGUUGACUGUCACCUUUGUAAAGAAUCUACCAAUGAAUGGAUAGAUACAAUUAUUGUAAAAACAUCUUCAAAACGCUUAUCUGAGAAUUUUACUAUUUUGUGGAUCCGGUCUUCUGAUUCAGCACCCGGUCAGUACAGCCAGUGGGAGAUCUGCACUGUCAGUGUCAAUGUAUCGAUCAGUACAGCCAGUGGGAGAUCUGCACUGUCAGUGUCAAUGUAUCGAUCAGUACAGCCAGUGGGAGAUCUGCACUGUCAGUGUCAGUGUAUCGAUCAGUACAGCCAGUGGGAGAUCUGCACUGUCAGUGUCAAUGUAUCGUUCAGUACAGCCAGUGGGAGAUCUGCACUGUCAGUGUCAAUGUAUCGAUCAGUACAGCCAGUGGGAGAUCUGCACUGUCAGUGUCAAUGUAUCGAUCAGUACAGACAGUGGGAGAUCUGCACUGUCAGUGUCAAGAUCAGUACAGCCAGUACAGCCAGUGCACUGUCAGUGUAUCGAUCAGUACAGCCAGUGGGAGAUCUGCACUGUCAGUGUCAAUGUAUCGAUCAGUACAGCCAGUGGGAGAUCUGCACUGUCAGUGUCAAUGUAUCGAUCAGUACAGCCAGUGGGAGAUCUGCACUGUCAGUGUCAAUGUAUCGAUCAGUACAGCCAGUGGGAGAUCUGCACUGUCAGUGUCAAUGUAUCGAUCAGUACAGCCAGUGGGAGAUCUGCACUGUCAGUGUCAAUGUAUCGAUCAGUACAGCAAGUGGGAGAUCUGCACUGUCAGUGUCAAUGUAUCGAUCAGUACAGACAGUGGGAGAUCUGCACUGUCAGUGUCAAGAUCAGUACAGCCAGUACAGCCAGUGCACUGUCAGUGUAUCGAUCAGUACAGCCAGUGGGAGAUCUGCACUGUCAGUGUCAAUGUAUCGAUCAGUACAGCCAGUGGGAGAUCUGCACUGUCAGUGUCAAUGUAUCGAUCAGUACAGCCAGUGGGAGAUCUGCACUGUCAGUGUCAAUGUAUCGAUCAGUACAGCCAGUGGGAGAUCUGCACUGUCAGUGUCAAUGUAUCGAUCAGUACAGACAGUGGGAGAUCUGCACUGUCAGUGUCAAUGUAUCGAUCAGUACAGCCAGUGGGAGAUCUGCACUGUCAGUGUCAAUGUAUCGAUCAGUACAGCCAGUGGGAGAUCUGCACUGUCAGUGUCAAUGUAUCGAUCAGUACAGCCAGUGGGAGAUUUGCACUGUCAGUGUCAAGAUCAGUACAGCCAGUGGGAGAUCUGCACUGUCAGUGUCAAUGUAUCGAUCAGUACAGCCAGUGGGAGAUCUGCACUGUCAGUGUCAAUGUAUCGUUCAGUACAGCCAGUGGGAGAUUUGCACUGUCAGUGUCAAUGUAUCGGUCAGUACAGCCAGUGGGAGAUCUGCACUGUCAGUGUCAAUGUAUCGAUCAGUACAGCCAGUGGGAGAUCUGCACUGUCAGUGUCAAUGUAUCGAUCAGUACAGCCAGUGGGAGAUCUGCACUGUCAGUGUCAAUGUAUCGAUCAGUACAGCCAGUGGGAGAUCUGCACUGUCAGUGUCAAUGUAUCGAUCAGUACAGACAGUGGGAGAUCUGCACUGUCAGUGUCAAGAUCAGUACAGCCAGUACAGCCAGUGCACUGUCAGUGUCAAUGUAUCGAUCAGUACAGCCAGUGGGAGAUCUGCACUGUCAGUGUCAAUAUAUCGACCAGUACAGCCAGUGGGAGAUCUGCACUGUCAGUGUCAAUGUAUCGAUCAGUACAGCCAGUGGGAGAUUUGCACUGUCAGUGUCAAGAUCAGUACAGCCAGUGGGAGAUCUGCACUGUCAGUGUCAAUGUAUCGAUCAGUACAGCCAGUGGGAGAUCUGCACUGUCAGUGUCAAUGUAUCGUUCAGUACAGCCAGUGGGAGAUUUGCACUGUCAGUGUCAAUGUAUCGGUCAGUACAGCCAGUGGGAGAUCUGCACUGUCAGUGUCAAUGUAUCAUUCAGUCAGUCAGUGGAAUUUGUCCACAGACACAACAUGCCCAAUCCUUCUGGCUUAUUAUUUGAGUGUUACUCGUUUGAGGUCUUGUCUGAGUUCACUGAUUGAUCUUGUCAUCAGUUCAAUGUUGUUGGAAUGGUCACCCACAUUCUCUUUCUGACGUUACAGUACAAAUGGAUCAGAUUUUUAUGAUUCAUCUUGUUUCUUUUUCUGUAGAUAUUUUUGUUGUAUUUAUUCCUGAAAGCUCAGGCCAUGUUCUAUUUCUGAGAGUAAAAAGAAGACAGGAAGCUGCACCAAACUGUGCUCUUAUGACCGUAACCAUGUGUUGCUUUUCUCCCUAUGUUUUUCUGUUUGCUGGACUAGGCUCCAUCAUGCGCUGUGCUCCACGUCAUGACUGCUGUGUGUAUGUAUAGCUCUGUCUGUCUGUCGUGCACUUUUAAUCAUGAUGAUGAUUUUAUAAAAGUCCUCUUCACGCCAGGUUCAACUGGGGGGUAACUUGGCGUGUGUUCUCUGCAGUUUAAAAAAAUAAUUUGACAGUACCCUUUGCGUAUUUUUUUUCUCAGUGUCUUUCAUUCUGUUUGGGUUUAGUGUAUUUACACAUGGCUGUGCAGUCUGACACAAUGGCCCAACUCCCGACUAAAAUGAAGUCAUUCUGUUGAUGAACCCAUAACGGAACAUUUCAGAGUAUGUUCUGGGUCUAGAACAGAGUGGCUUCUCGUUCUAGAACAGAGUGGCGUCUAGUUCUAGAACAGAGUAUGUUCUGGGUCUAGAACUCAGUGGCUUCUAGUUCUAGAACAGAGUAGAUUCUAGUUCUAGAACAGAGUAUGUCCUGGGUUUAGAACAGAGUAUGUCCUGGGUCUAGAAAAGGGUGGCUUCUAGUUCUAGAACAGUGGCGCCUAGUUCUAGAUCAGAGUGGCGCCUAGUUCUAGAUCAGAGUGGCGCCUAGUUCUAGAUCAGAGUGGCGCCUAGUUCUAGAACAGAGUGGCGCCUAGUUCUAGAACAGAGUGGCGCCUAGUUCUAGAACAGAGUGGCAUCUAGUUCUAGAACAGAGUGGCAUCUAGUUCUAGAACAGAGUGGUUUCUGGUUCUGGAACUCUUGGCUUAGACAUGCAGUAGCAUAUGACAUAAGCCAGAGCCACUUUUCUGCUCAAGUGGUUUUGGAAUAAAUGGCUCCUGCUCAAGUGGUUUUGGAAUAAAUGGCUCCUGCUCAAGUGGUUUUGGCCAUGUAUUCCAAAAUGAUUUUAUUGUAGUUCAUAAUUCCAUGUGUUCCAAUUCCCUGAUGUUUUAUUUUUUUAACCUUUAUUUAACCAGGCAAGUCAGUUAAGAACAAAUUCUUAUUUUCAAUGACGGCCUAGAAACAGUGGCUUAACUGCCUGUUCAGGGGCAGAACGACAGAUUUGUACCUUGUCAGCUCGGGGACUUGACUUGCAACCAUUCGGUUACUAGUCCAACGCUCGAACCACUAGGCUACCCUGCCGCCCCGUCAUAUCGUACACGUGCCUUUUGGAUUUUAAUUUGGCUUGCAGCUAUCCAAAUAUAUAAUGAUAAAAUAAGCAUUUCAAAAGAGGAUGUCUCUGGAAAGUCUUUUUUCAUGUACCAUGUGUUUCAACUGCUGUUCAAAUAACUGUAUGUGAGGGAAAUGUAUUGUUUGUUUUAUAAAUCAUACAGUUUUUUUUUAUUUUAAAUCAAAGAUCUUUGUAAAUGACCAUAACUUGGAAGGCUGUGCUUUGAAUACAACUAAUUAGAGAAAGUAGUAUUUUAUUGAACAGACCCAUUGAGUUUUUUGCUUUUGCAAAAAAAUGUAUUAAAGUAAUAUGAAAACUG